Knipowitschia caucasica is the source of this 297-nucleotide messenger RNA. The record is from the annotation of a GenBank genome assembly. Lineage: Eukaryota; Metazoa; Chordata; Actinopteri; Gobiiformes; Gobiidae.
AUGAGCGUUCGGGGCCUGUACCUCCCGCUGCUGUCCCUCCCGCUGCUGGCCUGGGGUCUGGGUUUGCUGGUUCCUCCUCCUCACGAUGUGACUGUCAGAGCCGUGAACACCAACUACUGCCUGGUCUGGAACUGGACGGGGCCAGAAGGACAUGAGGUCUCCUUCACUACACAGUACAUCGGAAACAGUUUAAGUGACGACUCAGGCGUGGACUCGGGCGUGGACUCGGGCGUGGACUCGGGCGUGGACUCGGGCGUGGACUCGGGCCGUGUUCUGCUCACGGCUCAGGAGCUCUGA